Messenger RNA from Metarhizium album ARSEF 1941, 1230 nucleotides. Its product is annotated as integral membrane family protein. The record is from RefSeq and is a predicted model, not a curated record. The coding region runs from base 1 to 1230 and encodes 409 amino acids. The transcript is spliced from 6 exons. Lineage: Eukaryota; Fungi; Ascomycota; Sordariomycetes; Hypocreales; Clavicipitaceae.
AUGGCCGACGAGACGACGGUCGAUCUGAACGAGUACAAUGGAGGCUCCCUGGUUGUAGCAUGUACGGCCUUGUUGAUUAUGACCUGGUUUGCCGUCGGGCUACGGUCAUAUACAAGGUUGUUUUUGAUGAAGAGUUACCAAGCAGACGACUGGCUCAUGCUGAUAGCGCAGCUCAUCUUCACGGUGACGUGCGCAUUUGUUCUCGAAGGUGUACGGCGCGGACUGGGCAAGCACAAUGCCGCUGUUGCUGACGAAGACGACCGGGUGGCUGCUCUCAUGUGGCAAGCGCUCACCAUUGCGAUUUACAUACUCGACAUGAUGUUUAUCAAACUCAGCAUUGGCGUAUUCUUGCUACGCAUGGCGACGAGAGGGCGGUACAUCUGGGUCAUUCGAGCCUCUGUGGUCAUUGUCGCGCUCUGGAGUCUGGGCAUCUUUAUAUGGGAUGUGUUUCAAUGCACGCCAGUCGCGAAGCAAUGGGACUUUAGGAUCACGACAGGUCACUGCGCAGGACCAAAUGAAAUCAUCUCGGCAGCCUAUGCUCUCAGCGUCAUGACAGUCUUGUCCGACUGGUUCUUUGCACUCAUUCCCAUUCCCAUGCUUUGGGGCGUCAAGAUGACCAAACAGGCCAAGGCCACCGUCAUUGUCAUUCUCGGUCUCGGUGUAUUCGCUAGCAUUGCGACGCUUGUCAGGCUCAAGUUCUUGUCUGGUCUGGAAAUGUCCGACGACUUGUUGUUCUCGGUUACAGACGCGACGAUAUGGAGUCUAGUAGAACCAGGCGUCGCCAUCAUCGCAUCCAGCCUGGCUACCAUCCGGCCUCUCCUCCGGGCCCUCAAAAUCCGAGGCUUCCUGUCGACCGACAAGUACCCCGGCAGCGGCAUUUCAGGGACGGCACGUUAUGCGCAUGGCAGUCGAAAUACGCGUGGGUCUAUGCCGGGCUACGGUCCCCACGACUUGUCUCUCCACAGCGUGCCCAAUAAGAACGACACCUAUCCCGGCCAUGUCAGUAUCAGCAUUGACGAGUCCCACGGCCAAAUCCAAAAGAGCAGCCAGGAUAGCGGCGACGCGUCCAGCGACGCCAAGAGUGAAACCUUUAUCAUGACGGACACUAGUCAUUCUCCUAUGUCGAGAAGCCAUGAUCCAAGACGGACAGACCGACCCAUGGACAAACCUGGCGAUUUGGAGUCCCACGGACGGGAGUACCAAUUGAGAAAGGGAUGGGGCGUUGAGUAG